ACGACGAUUCAUGUUAGCCGACCCCAAAACAUUUUGGGAUUAAGGCUUUGUUAAUGUUGGUUAAUGUUUCUAUUACUUUUUCAUAUUUGACAAAUUAAGGAUCUUCAAAUCGUGUGCUAUGUUUGUCCCCUUGUCUUCAUUCAUCUUAAGAGUCUCAUGCACCAAUAGCUACCAAUGGAGUCGUUAUGUGAAAAUUCAAUGAUAAAUCAGAAACAUGUGGGUAUGUUUAUGUUAGUACCUAGAGAUUAUUAAGACUUUUAUUUAGUGAUUUUUUUUUAAAAUAUAUUCAUCGGAAGGUAUUCCUAAUUAUGUCAAAUGUCUAUCGUCGCUUAUUUAGGUUUCUGCUUGUGGGAUCCAUCCACCUAGCAAAUUUUCUAUUAAGAAUGCCUAAUUAAUGACCAGUUGCUCUUAAUGCACUUCUCUUGUCCGUAAGGGACAAGCUCCCUUGUUUUUCCUUAGUGCUAACAUAUACUUCCUUUGUUUUUUUACUUGCACCAUUUUCCUUUUUUGGAAGUUGCAUAUUACUUGCACCAUUUCCAUUUAUGGUAUGCAUUCACAUGUUUUUCACACCAAAUACCCAUUUUACCCUUAUACAUAUUUUAUAUUUACCAUCAAUAUCUAACAUUUUCUACCUAAUUUGUUUGUUAUCACAUGGACAUUCUUGAUAUUUACUUCCUUAAUGUUUGUGCACAACCCAAAUGGUGCAAGUAAACAAAAAACGGAGGAAGUAUGCCACUUGCCAGGAGUUGUUAUGCUUCCAUAGAAGCUUUAGUUAAGAUACAAAAGAUGGCUUUGGUGGACAAGAUUCGCAACAGUUGUUACAGUGGUGCAAUUUUUACUAGCAAUGUACCUGCUGUUUGUGGUGGGUAAUAAUACUUCAAAUGAUUGUGCUUUAGUGUCACUUUCAAGUGAUGGAUGGUGGGAGAAGCAUCUCCUGGUUGUUUUUUUGAUAAUGAUAGGCUUUGUAGCAAUGCUACAAUGCUUUGCCAGCUCUGAUGUCCUAAGAUGGAGAUCCUUUUAUGACAUGCAAGAUACUGCUUGGAAAGCUCAUUAUCAGGAGGUAUUUGACCAUGGUAUUCGUGAGGCUUUAUGCUGUCUGGGUCGUGUUAAAUACUUGAAAAACAUGGAGGAGGAUGAAGUAAACUCAGUGGCACAGAUGUUAGGUGAUCUUGUUACCUAUCGUGCCUCAGGCACGGGGCAUUUGGAAUUCUUGGCAGGUCUGGCUCUGUUGCAGAUGCAUAACCAGUAUCCCCAAUUAGAUACAAAUUCUGUUGAUGCUCCUGAUGAUAAGAUUCAGGAGGCAACUGCUUUUUACCCAUUUGCUGAAGCUGCAUACACGGGUCCGUUGCUUGAUCUUGGACGAAAUCCCAUCUUAUUUCCCUGUGCAUGGCUAUAUAGGCAAGGAGUUUUUACAGCAUGGAGCCGCAACAGGCGGCCUGUGCUACAAGGUGAUAAUUGGUGGAGAGGCCAUGCAGCAGCCUUUCUUAAUUAUGUUAGUUUACCUCAAGAGUCUCUUCGACGUGGCCGAGUGAACCAGGGAAAGUGCCAGGCUGCAUACUUCAUUGUGGUACUUCACGAUAUAAAGUCUGUAGUGAUUGCAGUACGAGGUACAGAGACGCCUGAAGAUCUUAUUACUGAUGGACUAUGCAGGGAGACUUCUCUCACAUCAGAAGACUUAGAUGGAUUGAUAAAUGGCACGUAUGUUGAUCCCACCAUGAGGCAAACUGUUCUUUCAUCAUUCCCACAUUAUGGACACUCGGGAAUAGUUGAGGCUGCUAGGGAACUUUAUCACAAUAUUGAAGGGGCCUACUCAGGAACAAGUGGAGUCACCGCAUUUGGAUCUGGUGGUUUUCUUUCAUCACUUCUGGGGAAAGGAUGUGAGUGUGAUGGUUAUGCAGUUCGGAUUGUGGGGCAUUCUCUUGGAGGUUCUAUUGCAGCAUUGCUUGGUAUUAGGCUGUAUGGACAAUUCCGAGACUUGCAUGUGUAUGCAUAUGGACCGCUUCCUUGCCUGGAUUCAGUUAUCGCAGAUGCGUGCUCAGGCUUCAUUACAAGUGUUGUACACGACAGUGAAUUUUCAUCAUUUCUUUCUGUCAACUCAAUCUUAAGGCUGCGAGCUGCUGCAUUAACUACAUUGUCACAAGGCAGCACAACUGAUACAGCCUUGAUCUCCAAAUUGGCACAGUUGUUUCUUUAUGUGAGCAAGUAUCAGAAUGGUAAGGCAUUGAAGCCUCUUCCAGCUGCAGUUAUUGCUGGUGAUGCACCUCAAAGCUGUACGACUGACAAAGUUUAUGGUACUCAGUCAAAAAUCCUUUCCGAAGGAAACACGGACUUUGGCAACUAUGCAUUCCUGCAUAAUGAAUUUCGUAGUGAAGAAAAUGACAAUAGCUUGGCCAUCGAUCUGCUGGAAGAUUUUACUGAUUCUAUUAUCCCAGAUGAAAAUCCUGUUGAUGAUCCAGUAUCUCGGUUUAUGGAAGCAGUGCCAUCAUCUGUAAGAAGAUCACCUGGUGAUCCACCGGAACUUUAUCUUCCAGGCCUUGUUAUACACUUAAUCAAAAGACAAAGGACCACUACUUUCCCUCUUUUCAAAGGUUGGGGAGCUCAAGGAACGGAACCACCAUAUAGAGCAGUCAUAGCUGACCGCCAAAAUUUUAAGGAGAUACUCAUUUCACCCAAUAUGUUCCUCGAUCAUCUUCCUUGGCGAUGCCAUUAUGCUUUGCAGAGAGUGCUGGAAUCCCGGAAAGUGGAAAUAAACCAUGAUGGCUUGCAAAUGGUUUGAGCUCAGUAUUUUCAUCAGGGAUAAGGAGCUCAGUAUAUUCAUCAUCAUGGAAAUAAACCUGAAACGUGAACAACGAUAUUGUUUUCUUUACAAAACUACAGUUUCAGUUAUUCUUUGCAACAUUAUGUUGUGGCAAGGUGAUUACCUGUUGUUAUUCUGACUUAAAGGUACGGAGCUGAACACAGAUUUUCUGUUUCCUCCGGUGGCUCAAUACUGUAGUUUAUGUAUGACCUUCUAACAUAAUGUUUGGUCUCUUGUGUAAAUAAAAUAAUCCAUUCCUUUUGACAUUUGAA
Messenger RNA from Spinacia oleracea (spinach), 3069 nucleotides. RefSeq lists its product as uncharacterized. Gene Ontology annotation, biological process: lipid metabolic process. Lineage: Eukaryota; Viridiplantae; Streptophyta; Magnoliopsida; Caryophyllales; Amaranthaceae. The transcript has 14 exons. Bases 845 to 2776 code for a protein of 643 amino acids. The record is from RefSeq and is a predicted model, not a curated record.